Molecule: messenger RNA, 12055 nt
Organism: Ostrinia nubilalis (European corn borer)
Lineage: Eukaryota; Metazoa; Arthropoda; Insecta; Lepidoptera; Crambidae
Exons: 6
Coding region: 2759-12055 (3098 amino acids)
Biological process (GO): regulation of transcription by RNA polymerase II
Cellular component (GO): nucleus
Molecular function (GO): RNA polymerase II transcription regulatory region sequence-specific DNA binding; DNA-binding transcription factor activity, RNA polymerase II-specific
Source: RefSeq, a predicted model, not a curated record
CAAAUUUCUGUUAGAUAAUAGAAACAUGCAAUUGUUAUUUAAAUAGCUUUAUUUUCAACUUAAUUUUAAGAUACAAGCUUUUAAUCUUUUACUAUGUUAUUAUAAACAUUUGUGGUAAGUCUGUUCACUUAUCUUGAGUUCUUGAGCACACUAGUUUUCUGUAAAUUACUUAGUUCCGUACCUUCGUGUCCUUCGCACUAUUUGUAUUAUCAAAGUUGUUCUACUAUCUUUACUUUUCAGUUGUUUACGAAAAAUUUUCAGUCUACGGUGCGGCAGCCUCGCAUAACGGUGCUCCGAGACCGACUGGUUUGUAGUCGGAUAAGCGGUAACUCAUAUACCUAGUACGAUUUUCCUUAUACUCAGAGCAUGCGCAAAGUGCUCGGCAUUGGAAACACAAUCGAUCGACCAAAAUAACAUAGCCCUAACUUCACAGUGUGUGGUAGAAUCAUGACGCACAACGCGAACCGAGUAGAAGAGAUACGAUACUAUCACGAUACGAUCACUAUACUAUCUACAGCAUAGGUAUGCGUUAUCAAAGGUUACGCCUACAUACUUGUCUGCUUUGUAACUUAAUAAAUAACUAUGUUGAGUUGUAGUAAGAGGUAGGAACUACGUUUCUAUGCAUUCUAUCUAAUUCUCGAACAAUUUAUGGCAACCAAUCUAUGAAAUAGAAGCGUACUAGAUAGUGGUGCUAAUGUUGAAAAGGGAGAUUUUUAAGUAUUUCGGAAAAAUCUUACAUUUGGCGUAAGUUUACUUGUGUAGAUACAAGUUAAACUUGACGCUGUGAGCCAAUCUCUGCUGGUUAUUUGUAACAUCAGACUGCUUUUAUAUUUUUAUUUGUACAAUAAGUAUGUAGGGCAUGGAAGAAUUGAAUAAAUCCAUUGCGUAAGAUAAGCCAAGAACUAGUAGAGAGGGAUAAUUUACUGCUGCAAUGAUAGUAGGGACUGUCGGAAAAUUUGAAAAUCCAGGACGAUCUAUCAUACUUACGGUCACAAUCACACGUCAUUCCUGAUAUAGACAAAAUCCCCACAUAAGGCCUGAAAUAGGUGCAUAGGUAGAGGUACCUAGAUGAAAAAACUAUAAUAGGUAAGGUAAGACAUAAUAUUUGCGAUAUCUAGGUUCAAAAACUUAUUUCAUCAAUUCCAGUCUGAAAUACAGAAUCGGGCCUGAGAGCCUACUCAAAAAUAUCACCUUUUAAACUAGAACCGCAUUAGAAACAGCAGUCUGCAAUAAAACUACUUUUCUCUACUUGGUGUUCUUCAAGAUCCUGUAAAACAACAGAUAGUAGGUAUCUAUCUCCGAAAUGUACGACUACUUAUCCAGAGUGGAUAUGGAUGACUCCGAUGUUCCGAAAAAACUAAAAUGAGUUGAAAAGAAUCAUACCGACCAAGGUGGGAUUGCCAAGCAAAUGGGCGAAAUUUAGGGAAUUCCUCAGUUUAUGACGACCACACAUUUUCUGCUCCUCACAUUUUUUCAGGGAUGCUGAAGUCAGAACAUGGAAUUAACUACGAAAAUCUGUUAAGAAUGAAAUUCCCUGAACCUUUCGCGUUUCAAGUUCUUAUGAUAUUCAAGCUUCUUCAUAUUUAUGGUUAGUUGUCUUGUCCAUCAUAGGAAUGGUAACACUUUUUGAUUCGUUUACUCCACUUAAAAAAUCUGGUUUUGAUGAAAUUCAGCAUCGCAUACCUACUAACUACCUACGUUGACCUCUGAGGAAGUUUACAAGGUAGUAGGUAACUUAUAAAUAAUGUAAAAGGUUAGCAGGACCACAAUGAACAACAAAUCCUUUGCGAUAUUGAUACCUAGUGAGUCAUUCAGUUUUUGUAACGAGUAGCUAGACCACCUAGGUUUUAAUUUUAAUGGCGGGAUUUGUGAUCUACCAACGUAUGAAAAAUACCUAUAAGUAGGUUAGAUAAACUGAUUUGUACCGGGCAUGAUAGUCUUUAGCGGACUGAAUACAUUUUAAUGUUUGCAGAUAAAGCUACUACUAAACAGUGUAUUCGAAUACCUUUAAUAAAUAAAGAUCACAUUAAUGUAACCGAGUUUUUAACAAGAAAUCGUCACCUUUCACUUAUUAGAUUCAACGCCAGUUUCCCGAUACUUGUACCACACCUACAAGCAAUACAUUGAAAACCCAAAAGGGGAAGCUGAUAAACGAUAAAAGAACCACAGGAUUCACACAAUAUGAAAUUAAAAUUCUACUUUUCACACGAAUGCUUUGAUAAAAGUGACACUUCCUGGCAAGCGAGUGACCUAUUUGUCAUUGGUUGAUUACGUCAACAGUGCAGUUUUGCUUCUGGCCGAAAAGAAUCCACCCAACAAAAGACACACAAAAAAACACGCGAUAGUGCUCUAGAACAUCAAAUUCGAAUGUGCUUGUCGCUCAAAAGCUAUCGCGCCAUUUUGAAGACGUGAGCAGUUGCGAGUAGAUAAUAUAGCGAGAACGUAACCGCGUGAACACCGACCGGGGACAGCGAAGCCCGACGGCCGAAUGAUUUUUGAGGCGUACAAACUGGAAGAGGGGUCCCCGCGCGGUGGGGCGUCGGUCUCCGUCCUUGUUUCCGAGCCUAUAGCAUAGCUAACUUGCAGCCGACAGUCGUCGCCCGCUCCUGAGAGGUGUAAGAGAAACGAGACCCAGGAAUAAUAAUUAUAACAAAGAACAUUGCUGGCCCAUAGCAGAAUGUGCGACAGUUACAACGCCGUGUGUUCAUUCGAUUAAUAUUAUUUCGUUACCGAUUGUAGAAUAGCAAAAGCCGCCAAAAUGGAGUCGGAUUACGAUCGGAAGUUUGAGGAGAUGAAGAAGUACAUUCCAUUCCUGGAGAGCAUGAUCAAAAGGCUGGAGAGCAACAGGAGUGGAAGCGUCAACCCUCGGCAGGCGCAGCUGGAUAAGAUCAAGUCCCUGAGGGAUCUCCUGCAGGAUGAGAAGAAAAGAAUGAAAAUGGAGAACUUAAACAAAUGCGAACAAGUGCUGGUCAAUUUGUACGCUAAGGUAGAACAGAAAGAUGCUAUACCAGAAAAAUCUGCAUCAGGUCCGGCAUACUCAAGUAAUUCCAAACAGAAAGACGAAAAAGCUUUAGAUUCUGCAAGGAACAAACUUAACUCUAUUUCGAAAGAUCUGGUUGAUAAUAAAGACACUUUGCCUGAAAUAGCUAGAGCUAGUGAAAUCGAGGAAAUUUGCACGCCAGGCAGUAAAGAACCAGCGCUAUUCCAAAGGAGACCAAAUUUAAAGAAAUCCGCAUCCCCUACACGUAAAGCCUCAAUCAGUCCGAAGUCUACGUCUAAACGUAACUACACUCGUGUUUUGGUGUCUCCAGAACCACGAAGCAAAUGGGAUGAACCCAACCCAAACCCGGAUAAGCCCUUAUUCAGCCGUAGGUCACCUCGACGGUCCCCCAAAAGAGUAUCGCCUGCUUACCACAAAAAAGAAAGAAAAAAAUCAAAGAGUCAGAAGUCCAAAGGUCUGAACAUCACAUUGAACGUGCCACAAGAAACUUUGGAUUCAUUAAACACUAAAGAUAUACUUACACGUAUCAUGAAGUGUAACGAUAAUGACGUGGACAUUGAAACUUUAAGAGAAGCAAAAAGACAGAUACUGAGUGAGUUAAAUCAGACUGGUGCGAAUUGUGAUGACAUAUCCGAUUUAUUACUUAAGUCUUAUAAAGACAGUAAGAAGAAUAAAAAUUCUAAAAAGAAAAAAGAUGACGUUGAGGAAGGGGAGCUGUCUGACAGCGAAAGUGAAGCCAUUGAAAGCAUUUAUGGAGAUGUUUUGCUUGAUAAUAAGGGUAAGCAAAGUUCAUCAAGCAAAGCUAAAAUCUCUGAUGAUAAGAGGAAGAUACAGAUUUGUCUUUUACUCAAUUCUGAUAAAGAUGGAAAUGUCAGUGAGUCAUCCAAAGCCGACGAGAAAGGGCCCAAGGAUUUAAAUGAGACAGAUCCAUCUGAUUUUCAAAUGUAUGAUCAAAAAAGCGCCGAGGCGAAAGCUAAUCUUAGCAAUAUGGAGAACCAAUUAGAUAUGAGUAAAGACGAAACUGAGAAUAGUGCCACUAAUGCCGAUAUAAAUAAAAACGUGUCUGAUACACAAGAAAAGGAUAAUGUUGUUAAGCCAGCUAACUUUUACAAGCCAUUAGAGUCUUCAUCUAAUGAUAAAAUCGAGAAAGAUGCCUCGGCGACUACUGAUGCUGAGAAGUUAAGUUCUUCUGAAAAAACAGCAAAAACUUCAAACGAUAAAUCUGUGAACUCCUCGAGUCCAAAUGACUCUAAGGAAACAAAAAGUCAGGUUGAAAUACCUUUACUAAAUGAACGUCCAGUUUCGGAUGAUAAACCUGUUGUAUCAGAAAUAGAUAUAUUGCAAGCUCUAAAAAAUGAAAUACUAAGUGAAUCUCUAUCGAUUCCUGGAUCUGAAACCGUGACGCCACUAUUACAUCAACCAAAACUUACAAAAGUUGCUAGUGCCCAAGAAAUCGCACCGAAAAAACGAAUUUCUUUUGAGAAAUAUAAAGAAAAGGCCACAACACCGGCAAAAGCCACCACUCCGCUUUUUAUAAAAGACUCAUCACAAAGUUUAAAAGAAGAUUUAGCCAAGAAACAAAGUCUUAAAUUGACAAUGAAGGAAUGUGAACGAUUCAAUUUCCCUACUAAACUAGCGUUAGAUGAAGAUGGCGUAUCUGAUGAUGAAGAUAGUCAGGACAAAGUUUCUUUGGAUAAUAUUUAUGACGACAUCGCUCCGCAAUCGCCUGAUAAUAAAAAUGACGGCAAUGCUACGAAUGCAACUAAACCACCAGUUAUAAUACCCGCAGAGUCCCUUCAACCUGCAGCCGCGACUGCUACAGGCGACGUUGAUAUGAGAACAUUAAUGCCACAAGUAUUAAUCCCGCAAUUUCCUAGCCCAAUACCAAACAAAGAUGGCAGUAUUGAAAACAAAACUAAGAAUGAAGAGAAAACGAAAAAGCCUUUAGAUCCUCGAUUGAGAAAAGAUUUCAACCAAUCUGCAAACGUAGAAUCUUCCUCAUUUCCUAUUCAACCACUCAUGGCUACACCAAUCGGUUCUCCCUUUCCUCACAUGAUGAGUCCCGAUAUAAGAUGUGUGCCACCUGUACUUAACUAUUUCCCUAAUAUGACCCCUAGUAGAGCCCCAUUGACUCCUAGUAUAAACCCUAGUAUGACGCCCUCCAUGACACCAAUCAUGACUCCAAAUGCACGAACUUAUGAUAUACCUGCUAUUCAAAACGAGGAAAAUGCGGCUCAGAAACAUGUUUAUGCCCCGAUGUUUAUGCCGUUUGAUCAACGAGAAAAUGAAAGUUCAGUUGCUAAAGAAAUAAGACCUAAUUACAAACCUGAAGUAGAAAAUAGAAAAUCCAGGUGGAAUCCUGCUAAAGACGUCAACACGACGCGAAAAUGGGAAGAACACGAUUCUAGGUCAACAUCUGCACAGAGAGAUGCUCCCGAUUAUCAGAAGUCGCGAUUUAAUGACAACAAAUAUAACAAUUACAACAAGUUUCAGAAAACUUCAGGAUACAAUAUUGAUAGAAGAGAUUCUUUGAAUAGAUUGGAAUGUCCCACAACCCCCGUUCAUCCCUUCGGUCGGUCAGAUUGUCCUCUCACUCCGACGCAUCCAUUCGGUCGACUUGAGGCUCCAAUGACGCCUUUGCCAUCUUUUGGCAGAUCAGAUUGUCCCUCAACACCCAGUUAUCAGUUCGGUCGAACAGAGUGCCCUCCAACGCCAAGCCAUUCCUUCGGGAGAUCAGAUGCUCCCACGACGCCGAGUCAUCCUUUCGGCAGAUCAGAGUGUCCUACUACGCCUAGUCAUCCAUUCGGACGUGGCGAAAUGCCAAUGACACCAAGUCACCCGUUUGGCAGAUCAGAUAAUACUGUCAGGGAUCCAAGGCUAAAUAGAAGUAAUGAUUUUGAUGGCUAUCAGAAGAACGAUAGGGAUCGCAAUAGUUACUACAAAGAUCGUAAUUCGUCGAAUUACUCUUCUCACAACGAUAGGUACGGUGGGUCCGAUUCUUACAGAUCACACAGAGAACAAAGUGUUGGUCGAGAUGACAGAUAUAGUAAAUACUCGCCUCGUGAUUCGGACCAUCGUCAAUUUAAUAGAGACAAUAGAUCUCGGCGCGAGCCCAGUGUCGGUCGCGUGGCGGGAAGAGAUAACGAAGAGGAUCGAUUUUACUCGCGAGAGCGCAGCUACGGCCGUAAGGGUAACGAUUACCGUAACGAUUGCGAUAAUUCCAGAGGGAAUAGUGAAUACGGGGUAAGAAAAGGGUUUUACCGCGAACGCAGUAUUGGAAGAUCAACACCUGAUGAAAGACAGCACCCUCCUCAUAGAGCUACCAGUGUAGGUAGAAGUUUUUCACAGGACGAUGAGGAAAACAGACUAUCCGUCAAGCCCCACGCUGGAAGAUCGUUUACUAUUGAUACUAGUGUCACAACAACAUUCCAAGAUUUCCUAGACACCGGGCGAAAAAUUCAAGUAUUCGAUUAUUCGUUCGAUAGCCGUAAACAACGAGCAUCGAGUGUCGGACGAUCUUUGUGCCGCGAGCCUAGUGUCGGAAGGACAGUGUCUCAAAAUCGAAACGAACAUAAUGAGACCCAUGAAGACACGAAAAGAAACAACUUUAGGCGUGCUUGCAGCGUUGGUCGAGAUUUAGUAAGUUCAAAAGCAGAAAAAAGUUUUAAAGAUAUAAAAGCGGAAUUUCAUUUAUUUAAAUCCCAAUGUGAUGCUAGAGAAACCAAAGUAGCGAAAACUAGUGUUGCUGCAAUAGGUAAUCGACGAGCAGAGACUUCAAAUAAAAGGCAAAGCCGAAUUGAUUUACAUGAAAAUAAAGUAAAGAAAGGGCCAGAGAAUAGUACGAAAAAACCCUAUUCGCCCAGGAAAAACAAUCGAGAUCCCAGGUUACGUAGAGAUUUUAACGAUUUUAAAAGUAAAGACAAUAAAAAUGAUUACAAUCGGAGAAAUUCUGGCAUAGUAUACUCAAAUGAUAACAUAAGUAAAGGUACUAUUUUGGGUUCAGGAUAUGGCGUUAAAAACUACAAAAUUCCAAAAAUUAAACGACCUGAGCCUGAAGUAAUAAAAACUGAUAAAAUUGAACCUGAAAAGAAAUCAAGUGACCCUAAAUUAGAAGCAAUGAAAAAGAACGUUCAAGGCAAAGGCGAGGAAAAUAAAAAUAGCUUAAUUGAACUAUACAUGAGGACGCAGAAAAAAGAAGUCCCGACAAAAAGAAGCGUAGAAAAAUCAGUGCCAAUACAAGAGAAACCAAAAAAUGUAAGUGCUAAUGAUAAAGUGGUAAAAGUGAAUAAAAAACAAAGAGUAGAGAAUAAAGCAGAAACCAAAAAAAAUGCCGAUAUCCAGGAAAGUGAUUUGGAAAAAGAUGACAAUGUAGAGUUAAAACGAAUUACUAGAUCCAGUAGAAAAAGUACUUCAUCGCAACCAAGUAAUAAAUCUAGAGCUAAAAAAGCGGUUAUCUAUGAUACAGACUCUGACGAAGAAACAUUAAACGAGAAGUUAAAUAAGACCAAAACAGAAACCUUGAAUGUUAAAAGUGAUACUAAAACAGAGACCAAAAAACUCAAUGAAGAAAGAACCGUUGUCACAAAUGACGAUUCCAACACUGGCGAUUUGGACUCCAGUUUUGGCAUUGAUGAUUUGGAAAUGUUCUCCGAUAACAUUGUCUCAGACCCAGUUAUGGAUAAUAUAAAUGCUCUUAUAGCAGAUUUGGACAACGACUUGGGGCCAAAUAAAAUGGUAACACCAACUGAUUUUUCUGAAGACAUUUCUCUUGAAACCAUGUUGGAAAGUAUAACAAGUCAAGGGAAAGAGGACACAAAGUCGUUAAACGAGGAAGAGUCUCUGAAUAUAAUUUCAGAGGUUAUCAAAGAUGAUUUAAAUCAGUCUAAAAACUUUGACCAACUAAAGUUAUCGCAAGAUAGUCAAGAGAUUACAUUAAACACGUCAACAACUAAUGUAAGUGUAAUGAAGCUUGAUGAAACAGUAAAAGAAGCAGUUGCUGAGCUUAAAGAGUCUCCACAACUGAAGAUCGAUGAUUUGAAAGAUGAGUCAUUGGUAUCUGCUCAAGAUUCAAAUAAAAAACCGCAAAGUUGCGAUGACUUGGUUACCACAAGUGGAAAUGAUACCGUAGAACCAACUGAUAAGAUGGAAGCCACGAAUAUAGAACAGAAUAGAAGUUCUACACCUGACAGUACCAUAAACACUAAUGAAUUGGCUCAGGAAAAAUCAUUAAGUCAACCAGAGAGCAUCCCCGACAGUACCAAUGAAGUUCAGAAUGAACACAGCUCUAUUGUGUCAUCAACACACGAUAACUCUGAACCAACCUCUUCUAACAAAGAAACAACACCGGCAUUGGAUUCAAUAGGAAAUAUAUUGUCUCUUUUGCAAAACAAAUCGAAAAUUAAGGAGUUGCUGAAUAUGCUAGGCGAGCAGUCUUCUGACAAUGAUAAGAUUAAAAAGAAACUAGAGAAACUGAGUGAGAUAGUUUCUGAUGAAGAUGACGAUUCGAGAGAUGUCAACGAUGACUCUGAAGCUAUUAAAAAACACGAUAACGAGGAAACAGCAUCUGUUGUCAGUGAAAAAGAGGCAAAGCUUACAAACGAAGAGGAUCUCAUUAACGAUGAUUCUGGAAAAAAGUUAACAGGUGAUGAAUCUAGUGAUAAACAAACAGAAGAUGACUCGAGUAUUAAGCAAAAAGAGGAUAGUUUGAAGGAUGACUCAAAAGAAGAAAUUGACCAUGAAGAUAACCUAAAAAAUAAAGAGCUUAAAGGAACCAUGAGCCCAAAGAAAACUGCUAAAAAAACCUCCAAAAAUUUGGCUGAUGAUGAAGAGAAAACAAAUAAAACUACUGAAAGCGAAAACAUAGUUGAAACUGAAAAAACAGAUACAACCUUAGAAGAUGAAAAUGAAGAAGAAGAAAUAACUGAACCUACUUUGACAGUCAAAAAAGGGCCAAUUAAAAAAGGAAAGAAAAGAAAUGCAAAGUCGAAGUCUGCUAAGAAUAUUGUGUCUAAAGCGAAGAGAGUUACAAGAUCUUCCAAAGGUCCAACCAAGAAAAAGCGAUCUAAUGAAUUAAUAAAAUUGCAAGAAGAUAUAAAAGAGAUGUUUAUGAGAGAUGACGUACUGAAUGCUACAGGAAUUAGAAUGUGUCGUUUAGCGAAACUGGUAGACGAUAAAAAAGAAGAGACUCCUACUGAAUCUGAACCAGUUGUUGUCAUGGAAAAAUCUAAAGAGGUAGAGACAUUUGAAGAAACACAGACAGACAAAGCCAGUAAAGUGAAAAUCAAGCCGAAAUCUAAACCAAAAAUACAACCUCUUCCAGAAAUUGAAAAGAAACCAAACAAAGUAAAGCCAUCAAAGUACAAGCCAGGACCUAAAUCGAAAACCAAACAACAAAGAAAGGACGAGGACGCUGAUGAUCCUUAUGCGUUUGAAUCUGACUCUGUCAGCGAUAUUUUGAAUGAGGAAGCAAGUAUCAAAUCCUAUGAUGGCAAAGAGGACUCGAGUUCAGAUUCAGAGAAUGAAUCAUUAGCUUCCUCUAGAAGCAUCGGAAGUUCAGAGUUACUUUGUGAACUGAAAAAGAAACCUAAACGCAAGCGAUUUAGCUGGCAGUCUGGCAUUAUAAAAAAGACGAAAAGGAAGAAGCCUGACGCCAAACAAACUGAAGUUUCCUUAAACGACGACAAACUAAUCCAAAAGAAGGUCACCAUACCUGAUCUCAACUGCUUCACAGAUAAGUCGUAUUGUUUCCGUAAAGAUGUGUUUGAAUAUCCAUGCCGUCUAUGCGAAUAUGUUGGUACAGAAAUAGUGCACCAUUACAAAGAGGAACAUCCUCAUUCGGAAAUACCCCUUUCUCGUAUGAACCCAGAAACAGCUAGAGAAGCGAUCGAACAAUGCGAAGAUAUUAAUUUCCAAGCAGUCAGUAAAAUACCUACUGACAAAUACGUAUGCAGGUUCUGCUAUAAAGAGUUUGGCAAGUCGAGAAAAGGUGGGGUUUUGGAAUCUUUCUUUUGGCAUGUAGUUAGUGUGCACACUGGAGAGUAUAAAAAACUGUGUUCGGAUUGUAUGAACGUCACAAGAUGCCCGUUUAAUUUAGACAUUCCGCCUCCUCCCAAAGAUGUGAAAGGGCAGCUUAUAGGGUAUAUUUGUGAGAAAUGUAAUUUCACACAAAUAUCAUUGGAGAAUCUUAAAACUCAUGUAAUUGUUCGACAUAACGAUGAGCAGACAGAGGUUUACACCAUUAAUUUGGCGGUUAUGUCUAAGAAAACAAUAAAUGCACUUCUAAAGAAAUACAGUGCAGCUGCAUCAUCAGAUCCCGAGCCGAGAGUGCUGAGAAGCUCGCGCUCGAAUCACAGCUUGGAAGCUAGCGAUGAUCGCAGCGAAGAUCGCAGCUUAGAUCGCAGCAGAGAUCGCAGCGGAGAUCGCAGUGAAGAUGACACUGACAGUGAUCACACGAACGAACCGAUCGCUAAGAGAAUAAAACGCAAGAGUAAAAAAUCACGUGUGUCUAUUGAAGUACCGCCUAAAAGCUCUUUACAGUCAAAAAUAACGUUUGAAAACGAUGAUAAUCUUAGCGACAACAUGUCAACUGGAGCCGACAGCGUGAGCACUAUCAAGGUUGAACGAGAAGAUCUUGUGGAUGAUCUACGAAACGAGCAAUUAACUAACACGAAAAAAGCUCAAGAUCCUCCGGAGACUGCUCCAGAAACCUUCGUGCCCGAACCGCCCGCUGCAGCUGAGAUCGAGACGUCUCAAACUAAUUCUUCAGAUGACAUUUUCCCGUAUCCCCACUUCAAAAUAAGUUUCACAGAUGCAGGCUUAAAAGAGUACGUGUGUUGCAUAAACGGCGUCGAAAGUCAUUACAAAACCACUUUACUCAUAUCAAUGAAAAAGCACGUACAAACAAAGCACUCAGAAUUGUGGGACGGAUACUGCUUCGUUUGUAAGGUGAUCGUCACCCCUCAAGGGCGGCAUGAUUUCAGGGAAUGCUUUCAGCACUACCUCGAUGCGCAUAUUGACAACUUCCCGGUAUUAGAGAAACCGGUUCCGGUCGAACCGGUACCAGAACCAGAAGUUAUCACACCCCCUAAGCCGAAGAUAAAUGUUCGUCCUCUGUCCGAGCUUAUAAGCACUGACGAACCAAUUGCUGCUGAGGAAUUGCCACCUCUGCCGAAGAUCGAAAGCAUCGUCAGCUUGAGCCUUCAGCCGGAGCUGCCCACUGGAGAUGACCAGUCUAGCUACGAGCUGCCACCAGAGCUGGAGCCGGAACCGGAGCCGGAGCCAGAACCGGAGCCUGAGCCGGUGAUCCCGUUGAAGUACGAGGAAGCGCAAGCCGAAGUGAUGUCGCAGAAGCAGCAGGUGGUCUUGGACACCAUGAAAUCAAAGGAAAAGUUGAUGCACGUGUAUAAGUGUGCGGGUCGCUACUGCUCUUUCUCCACGGAUUCGGUUGAAGCAGCGCUGCAACACGCGUCGACGCAUCAGCGUAUAGGCGGCGAGAAUGCUAUGUUGUGUGCGUAUUGCAGCUUCGACUGCAUGGGAAACACCAUAGACUUGGUGAUGCACGUAUUCAAGAGCCAUGGGACGUGCCCAUACGUGUGUGGGCACUGCUUCUACCGGGCGGCGGCAAGCCAGUCCGUCGUGGCGCAUAUAAGCAGAGUCCAUCGAGGAUUGAAGCCGCUGAUCCUCAAAUCGCCUGUGAAUCCUCAGCCACCACCCGAUGACACGAAGCUGUCGCGAGAGGCUGCGGUCCAAUAUUACGUGUGUGCUGGCGCUUGCAAGUACCGUAACUACGUGGCGAAAAAGUUCCAAGAACAUUUGACACUUGCGCAUGCGUCGGAUACAUGGGUACAUUGCUAUAUUUGCUCGGAGACCAGAGCGUCGGCCGCCGAGCUUCUGGUCCACAUGAAGAGCCACGAGCUCAAUAUGUACCAGUGCACGUGGUGCGUCCACGGCGCCGACAACGAGGCGCAGUUGCUCGCGCAUUCGUCGGCCAAGCAUCCCGACAAGCCGCCCGCCGCGUACGUCCGGAUGAUCACUAAGAAGGUACGAGUUAUUUAA